Molecule: messenger RNA, 2332 nt
Organism: Dermacentor silvarum
Lineage: Eukaryota; Metazoa; Arthropoda; Arachnida; Ixodida; Ixodidae
Exons: 5
Coding region: 286-1974 (562 amino acids)
Biological process (GO): transmembrane transport
Molecular function (GO): monocarboxylic acid transmembrane transporter activity
Source: RefSeq, a predicted model, not a curated record
CGGGAAAAGCAGACGGCGUCACCGCGGCUUCACAGAGCGUUGCGUAGCGGCCAGAGACGCGGCAGUGCGCGACGUUCCCUUUCGACGGCCGCCGCUCUCAUCCGACCGGUCUCACCGCGCGUACGCUGCCUGUGGCCGACAGAUUCGGGAGUCCCUCCCCCCACCCCCAUCCUUCUCCGUUGUUGCCGGCGCUGUGACCUGGCGCUGGCGGCUAGCGCGGACCCACUUUUGCGCUGAUUCCGAGUCGUCAUCUCCAUCGGCUUCACAGCGCCAGCCGGAGCAGCCAUGGGUCUGUCGCGCAAGCCCGCGGUGCGUGCGCGGCAGAUACACGGUGUGAUCAUCGUGGCGGCUGUCUUCUGGAUCAACAUGUUCGUGCUGGGCUUCUUUCGCGCCAGCGGCGUGCUCUACGUGGCCAUGGUGCGCACCUACCACUGCAGCCACGAGCAGGCAUCGUGGCCCUUCAGCCUCGCAGGGGCCACGCUCUGCAUGACAGGACCCAUAGCUGGCGCCCUGAGCCGGUUUUUGUCCAUUAGGGCAAUCGUGACGACAGGAAUCGUCACCACAGGCAUCGCUAUCAGCUGCUGCUUCUUUGCAGACAACAUCGUGGUCAUCGUCGUACUUGUGGGCAUAUUCUACGGCGCCGGAACGGGGAUGGUCUGCAACCUGACACCAAUGUUGCUUACGGAACACUUCGAGAACCACCGUGCCAUAGCCUGCGGUGUGGCCUACUCGGGCUCCACCAUUGGCUCCUUUUUCUGGCCCGCCUUGCUCGAGUACCUCAUCAACGAGUUCGGGCUGCGCGGAGCGCUGCUCAUCUACGGCAGCACCAUCCUACACGGCAUCAUGGGCUCCAUCUUGCUGACGCCCCUCUCCCAGGCGGCGCGCAAGGAAAGCGAAGCCGACAACGUCAAGCCAGACGGCGAGGACGAGAAGAUGCUCGAGCCGCUCCGCGAGAAGUGUCAGAGCCUCGACUUCCACCCUUUCCAGAACGGACACACCAACACGCACGGCGGCAACAUCGGAAGGCGCUACUCUUCGCGCAUGUCCGUUCGCUCUGCCCUCGGUGACAACGACAGUGCGUGCGCAGUGUCCGUGUCCGGCCUCUGCAUGGUGGUCUCCGAUGGCGAGCAGUGGCACAGCCGGGAGGAACAUCUCGACCGCAGGUGCAGUCCAGCGACCAGUCUGAGGAAGCUGAACGAGCCCAGCCCCCUGGCCCCGCUGUGGGAGGCAGCGCCCGACACUGCUCUCAACAGCCCGCACAACGGGAAGCAGCCUACGAAGGUCCCGUUGGCCGACGACGGGGCCGUCACUGCUUCUCUGUGCGGAAACAUCAUUCGCGUUGUGUUAAACGACUUGAAGCUGCUGGGCAACCAGUACUUCAUCUUAGUUACCACUUCGGCAGUAGGCUUUUUCUUCGUGUUCAGCACGUUCAUUAUCAUUAUUCCUGACUACGCCACGGACAAGGGCCUGUCUAUAAGCGAUGGAGUGUUUCUGCUCUCUGUGUAUGGCAUAUCGGACCUGUUUAGCAAGCCGAUUCCUGGUAUUUUGGCGUACAAGAAAAUAAUGGACAACAAAGGAAUCUUUAUUAGUGGAGGAAUCAUCACGGGCUCGACAAUGAUCAUCAUGCCCUUUAUGGACAGCUACUGGUUCUUUGUGGUGAUGACCCUGCUGUUCGGCCUUGUGACCGGUGGACUCAUAUUUAUGACUCCUGUCCUUCUCACCGAGUUCCUUGGACCACAGCUAGCAGUUAUGGCCUUUGGACUAUGCAACCUCUUCAUCGGCAUCACUUGUCUACUUAGACCCUUCAUCAUAGGUUACUUCAAAGACAACUGGCACAGCUAUGACGGCCUCUUCUACACCAUGGCGGUAGCGUGCAUUCUGUCUUCGCUCAGUUGGUACGUUGGGCCACUGGUGGACAAAGUAUGGACGUGUGUGAGCAAGCCAAGCAAGCCCACCCGGCCACAAGAAGUCUGAAGAGUUGAUGUGCGCCAAAACGAAGGCGGAACGUUACUAAUGUGUCACGCUUGAGAGAACGGUGGGACUGACGUCUCAGACGCCGUUUUCGCGCGUGAAGGGAUACGUUUCUCUGUGCGCUACUUGUGUUGUGUCUCGUGAACUGUCAAGGUGCUUGCACAGCAGAGAAACGGAGGCCAAGUCAGCGUUCCUCACUUUCCCCAUUGUGAACACGGACUGCGACAGCCAUCGCUCGGAACUGCAUCAUUGUUGCUCAGCUGUGAUUUGCAAACAUACUCGUUAUGCGCUAAAAUCAUAUUAAGACCACUUUGCAUAAUUAUGUUGUCAUUAUUAAAUACAUCAUUGUUGCUGCUGCGGU